Messenger RNA from Pomacea canaliculata, 2802 nucleotides. Its product is annotated as vacuolar protein sorting-associated protein 33A-like. The transcript has 16 exons. The record is from RefSeq and is a predicted model, not a curated record. Gene Ontology annotation, biological process: intracellular protein transport; vesicle-mediated transport. Bases 37 to 1878 code for a protein of 613 amino acids. Gene Ontology annotation, cellular component: CORVET complex; lysosome. NCBI's taxonomy places the organism in Eukaryota, Metazoa, Mollusca, Gastropoda, Architaenioglossa, Ampullariidae.
GAACAUAAUUACUCCCUCAGAGUGCGGAAUUAGAAAAUGGCUUCUGGGUCUGCCCAUCUAAGUUCCUCGAAACUAAAUUUAGGGCUUCUACGCGACUUUUAUCGGAGGGAGUUUUUAGAAUGCAUCGACAGAUGCAUGGGAACUAAAGCACUGGUGUGGGAUGAUGGCCUGACUGGACCAUUUGGCCUUAUUGCUGAAUAUUCUCUUUUGAGGGAACAUGAAGUUGACAAGAUGUUUCCUCUUAGACUGGGAAGUCUUCCACCCAGCAACGUGCAGAAUGUUGUUUUCCUUACUCGACCAAAAAUGGAACUAAUGGAAAAAAUUGCACAAAAUCUGCAUAAUGAAGAAACACGAGGUGGCUAUAAUAAGAAAGAAUAUCACCUUAUAUUUGUUCCUAGGAAGAGUCUGCUCUGUGAAAGAAAGCUUAAGGAAAAGGGGGUGUAUGGCUCGUUUGCAUCGGUGGAGGAGUUUAAUAUGGGGCUGAUUCCAUUUGAUGCAGAUCUUCUUUCUAUGGAGAUGAAUGAAGCUUUCAGGGAGAGCUAUGUGGAAAAUGAUUUCACAUCAAUGUUUUACGUCGCCCAGUCAUUGAUAACAUUGCAGGCUUUAUAUGGGACAAUUCAGUAUAUUCAUGGAAAAGGGGACUGUGCCAAACAUUUAAUGGAAAUGAUGCGAAGAAUGAGGGCUGAAGUGAGUGGCAAAGAGCCCCAAGUCAUGCCUCAAAUUGACAGUCUGCUCAUUCUUGAUCGCACAGUUGACCUGCUCACCCCACUGUUGUCUCAGCUCACUUAUGAAGGCCUUAUUGAUGAGAUUUUUGGCAUCAACAAUACAAGUGUGAAAGUACCUCUGGACAAGCUGAAUCCUGGUGGCUCGCAAGAUGCUGGAGAGACCAAAAAAGUUGUCCUGAAUUCUUCAGAUGCUUUAUUUGCUGAGCUGAGAGACAAGAACUUCAAUGCUGUUGGGAGUAUAGUCAGCAAAAAAGCCAAACACAUCACUGCAGAGUUUGAUGAACGACAUGCUGCAAAGACAAUUGGGGAAAUGAAGCAGUUUGUAUCCAAACUACCGCAUCUUCAAGCUACUCGCCAGUCUCUUGCCACUCAUACAACUAUUGCUGAACUUAUAAAAGAGGUGACAGAUUCUGAUCCCUUUAUUGAUGCACUGCGCUGUCAGCAAGAAUUUAUCAAUGGCCUUGAAACUGACAAAGUUCAUCCUUUCAUUGAGGAUUGUAUUUCCAAGCAAGAAAAACUAACUAAGGUACUACGACUGAUAUGCAUACAGUCGAUAUGCAAUGACGGGUUAAAACCAAAAGUGCUUGACUUCUAUAAACGAGAGAUUAUCCAGACCUAUGGCUUUGAGCAUAUUGUAACACUAGCAAACUUAGAAAAAACAGGCAUGCUUCGGCCACAUGGUGCUCGCUCAUAUCAGAUCAUCCGCAAGUCUCUGAAACUCAUUGUUGAUGAUGUCAAUGAACAGAAUCCAACAGACAUUGCCUACGUCUUCAGUGGGUAUGCCCCACUUUCUGUGCGACUUGCGCAGUACCUUGCAAGGCCAGGAUGGCGUAGCAUAACAGAAGUUUUAAACCUUCUGCCUGGGCCAAAAGUAGAGGAGGUGCAGCAGAUUCCAUCUGCCUUAAGAAAACGAAGAAGUUCUGUUAGUUCAUCACAGUCCAGUACUGGAGAUCAGCGUCUUACUCUAGUGUUUUUCCUGGGGGGAGUGACAUAUGCUGAGAUUGCAGCACUCCGUUUUCUUGCCCAAAUGGAUGAUGUGAGCAGUGAUUUCAUUGUGGGAUCUACCAGUGUUCUGACGGGAGAUGUGCUUCUGGAGACACUAGCUGGCUAUCAGAGGACAUGCUCAUUUGAGCUAGUGCAGCAAGACUUCUAGAAACUGUCCUAUGUUGCUUCAGAGCAUAAUGGUUUUGAUUUUUUGGUGGAGGAACAGACUAUGUGAUUGCCAGUACAUCUAUCAUUACUGGAGAUCGUUUGAUUGAUGGCCUCACUCAGACUGUGGAAAGUGUCAGCCUGAAUCCAUUUGAAACUUAAAGAUAUGGUGAACAUGAUCGAGUGAAUGUCAGAUGGGCUAUUAAGAAGACCAGCAGGGUGUUAGCUGCUUUUUUUUGCAUGUGCUUGUUCAAUGCAUCUAAAUGGCGUAAGAGCAAUUUUUGAAAAGCAUUUCAAAGUUUUCUUCUUUAUGACAAUUUUAGAAAUGUUGUGCAACUAGCCCCUGUACUGUUGAAUGUUUUAGGAUGAAAUAUGAACAGCUUGCAGCCUUCAUUGUAACUCAUUCUAUUUGUUCAUAAUGUGUGUAUCAUCUUGAUGCCACCACAUCAUCAUCACAUGAAGUUUGUGAAGAUGUGACCUGGUACAGUUGAGCAAGAGAUGUCAAAAAAAAAUGUGAUUGAUGCAUUAGCUAAUGGAAGCACAUGAAGUAACUAGUAUGGAUGAGACAUGACCAGUUAGCAAAUAUAGUUACAUGUUGCAAGAAUUGAAUGGCAAUGGAUUUCUUAAAAGGUGCUGAAGCAUGUCACUUUCUGUGCAAUAUUGAACAGCAUGUUUUGUGAUUGUGAGAGAAAGGUCAUUAAGUACUGAUAACAAAAUUGUAAACAUUCCUUAUUUUAUGUCUGUAUUAAUCUGUGUAGAGUCCCAGUUCAUAUUUCUCUGUCUCUGAUAAAGAAUUAUUUGCACAAGUGUUUUGCAAGAAAAAUUGCCUGUGAUACAUGUUGAGAUAAAAAGGGGUGUUUUUAAAUUUUCUGUAAACAUGAAAAAUGCAUGCCAAGAGUUGGUUAAAUGAUAAACAGUAAAAAUAAAA